AUGACCGGAAACUUGAACGGCGGUGGAAGAGGAGGAGAAGGACCGUGCGGGGCGUGCAAGUUCUUGAGGAGGAAGUGUGUGAGUGAAUGCGUUUUCGCUCCUUAUUUUGAUGCAGAGCAAGGGACUUCUACGUUUGCAGCGGUUCACAAAGUGUUUGGAGCAAGCAAUGCCUCAAAGAUGUUACUGAGAUUGCCUUUGAACAAGCGGCAUGAUGCGGUCUCCACGCUCAGUUACGAGGCUUUGGCUAGGCUCCAUGAUCCUGUUUAUGGCUCUGUUGGCCAUCUCUUCUCUCUCCAACAUCAGGUUAUGAAUCUACAAGCUGAGAUUGCUCAUGUUCAAGCUCGUCUUUCAACGUUUCAGCGCUUUUCUGUGACCCCACCACAACAAAUGCAGCAGCCACCUCAUAACAAUGAAUAUCCGAUGGAACCAACGAACUUGGAUUUUGUGUGGGAGGAAGAACAAUUACCACAAGCUGGAAAUGAAGAUAGUGAAUUUCAAGAACUGGCGAUGCAGUUUGUUUCUAAGUAUUUUCCGACAGUCAAACUUCCGGCUUGCACUUCCGGUUAG
Messenger RNA from Eruca vesicaria subsp. sativa (arugula), 567 nucleotides. The record is from the annotation of a GenBank genome assembly. NCBI's taxonomy places the organism in Eukaryota, Viridiplantae, Streptophyta, Magnoliopsida, Brassicales, Brassicaceae.